This is a messenger RNA of Helianthus annuus (common sunflower), 1020 nucleotides long. Its product is annotated as ethylene-responsive transcription factor ERN1-like. The transcript has a single exon. The record is from RefSeq and is a predicted model, not a curated record. The coding region runs from base 36 to 887 and encodes 283 amino acids. Gene Ontology annotation, molecular function: DNA-binding transcription factor activity; DNA binding. Gene Ontology annotation, biological process: regulation of DNA-templated transcription. Lineage: Eukaryota; Viridiplantae; Streptophyta; Magnoliopsida; Asterales; Asteraceae.
AAUUUCAUCUUUACUAAAAAAAAAAUACAUAAGAAAUGGAGUUGAACUUCCAAAAUUAUGGGUUUUCUUCAUCAUUGGCAAAGAAAGCUCAAUUGAACGGUCGGAACUCGAAUAGAAACAAAUUUGUUGGCGUGAGACAGCGUCCGUCAGGAAAAUGGGUGGCGGAGAUCAAGAACACCACCCAGAAGAUCCGGAUGUGGCUCGGGACUUUUGACACCGCGGAGGAAGCCGCCAGGGCGUAUGACGAGGCGGCUUACUUGCUCCGUGGUUCCAACGCCCGCACUAACUUUAUCCAUCAUGUACCCAUUAACUCCGCGCUCUCUCUCAAAAUCCGAAACUUACUCAACCACAAGAAAUGCCUUAGACAAAAGUCACAAAACAACCCCACCCCCAAAACCAUACCAAAUUCCAACACUAAUACCAAAACCAUCACCAACAUCAUCAACACCCAAAAAAGCUCCGAAAACGUCUCGAAACAUGCAUUAAAGACUUGUACGGUACAACUCAACAAUGCAAAGACCGAAACUUUUUCAUCUGGGUAUCAAGGAAAUGAGGUGUUUGAUGAUGGGUAUAAGCCAGAUUUGACAAACUGCAUCUCGGGUGUCGCGAUCGGGGGUCCAGGUGGCGAUUCUUGCUAUGAACUACAGUCUGAGUUGCCACUUGCAUUUGAUGGGUUUGAAUUUGGUCUAGACUCAAAAAAAGAUGAUCAAGAUGAUGUGAGCACAAGUGACUUUGAGAGGAUGAAGGUUGAGAGACAAAUAUCUGCAUCAUUAUAUGCCAUGAAUGGUGUGAAUGAAUAUUGGGAGAAUGUUUUUCAGGAUUGCAGUGACAACAGUAGUUAUUGGGAUCUGCCAAUGUUGUCACAGAUGUUCUGCCCAAUUACUUAGAAUAUUUUAGGUUGUUAGUUUCUGUUUUUAUUGUUUGGGACCAAUUUGUUUGGAUUUCAUUUGGGAAUUCCUAUGCUAAACCAAGAUAAAAAAAAAAAAGUUAAAAACAGACUCAUAUUAUAUUUGUUGUUUA